AUGUUUUAUACUAAUUCUAUUUUGAUUUCAUUUAGAAAAAAGUUAAAUAUUAAGGAUACCAUAUAUUAUGUAUCUGAGUCUUGGGAUGCUGUUGAAGAUCAAACAAUUCUCAAUUGUUGGAGAAAGACUGGAAUUCUAUCAUCAUUUUCCUAUGAAGAAAUAGAAGCUGCUACCUAUAAUCAGAAUAUGUUGUUAGAACAGCAAGAAGAAAAUAUUGAUAACUUGGUAAUAGACUUGACCUCUCAUAAUCCAGAUCUGGAAAUUAAAAGCCAAUUAAACACAUAUUUAGACCUCAAUGAUUCGCAUAUAAUAACCGAGAAAAAGCUUGAAGAUUCAAAAAUUAUUGAAAUUGUUUUAGAUGAAGAAAACCAGCGCGAAAAUGGAGAUCCUGAUGACUUGGAUGAAGAACAACCUAAAAUUCCUAUUUCUGAAGGACUAAUAGCUUUGUUAAACCGAAGAUAUAGAGAAUCUAAGCGCCAAACAUCUAUUGGUGAUUUCUUUACGUCGUUAGAUAAUGAGAAAGAUUAUAAUGAUGUUUUGUAA
Molecule: messenger RNA, 543 nt
Organism: Dentiscutata erythropus
Lineage: Eukaryota; Fungi; Glomeromycota; Glomeromycetes; Diversisporales; Gigasporaceae
Source: the annotation of a GenBank genome assembly